Messenger RNA from Caenorhabditis briggsae, 1059 nucleotides. Lineage: Eukaryota; Metazoa; Nematoda; Chromadorea; Rhabditida; Rhabditidae. Gene Ontology annotation, biological process: plasma membrane organization; regulation of membrane lipid distribution; phospholipid homeostasis. Bases 1 to 1059 code for a protein of 352 amino acids. The transcript is spliced from 9 exons. The record is from RefSeq and is a predicted model, not a curated record. Gene Ontology annotation, cellular component: plasma membrane.
AUGAAGGAUCUGGCGGAUUUGCUCGGCGAUGUUCCAGCGAAAAUUCUAUGGGUGAUCAUCUCAUUUUGCUUCUUCCGCGCUCUUCAAUUCAUCGUUCGCUGGUAUUUGUUCGGCAAAUGGACGUGGCCGAACUUCAACUUCUUCACCCACGUCCGCAAUCGCAUCCGGAGGAAUCGUGGAGGCGCAGAAGUCGUCGAGACGGGCACGACGACGGCCGAGACAGCAGAAGAAGAAGAAGCGGUGGUGGAGAACGAGCAAGAGCCAGAUUCCAGAGAUUUGUUGGCAAUUCCACCGAACAAAAAGUGGCGAAUCUCGAACGAGUGCGUUUCUCUCAUCCAUUCGGUGAUCUCUGGACUAUGGGCCGCCUACGCACUACUGUACUAUAAGGAACUCAUUCAGGAUCUCACCUAUUUCCGGUGUGAAGCCGGUGUUAAUUUGAUUCUCAUGUCCACCGGAUACCUUCUCCACGAUCUCGUUGAUUUAUUGGUCAAUGAGCAAUCCGCCCGCAUCAUUGAGCUCCUCUUCCAUCAUGUCGUCGUGUUGUCGGCGUUUGGAGUGACUAUGUUUAUGAAUCGAUUCCUCGGCGUCGUGAUCUUUGGACUGCUCAUGGAGCUCAACUCGAUCUUCCUUCACUCGCGGAGCUUGUUGAAUUUGUACGGAGUCGACAAAAAGAGUCCGUCGUUCCGAAUGAUCGCACUUCUCAACAUGAUCACACUGUUCGCGUUCCGGCUCUGCGUCUCGGCGUAUUUGCUCUAUUUUGUGUUCACCUCAAUUCCGGACGUCCCAUGGUGGCAAUCACUUAUCAACGGAAUCGUCAUCCUCUCGCUGGCCUCCACGAAUACAGUACUCACUUAUCGAUUAUUGGCUGCUGAUGGGUUGUUGGGCUCACGACGACAACGGAGAACUCCGGCGGCGACGACGGAGACGCAGAUUCAGAAUAUUGAGAGUGGGCCGUUGAGAACGGAAGUUGAUGAUGAUGAACACCACACAAUCGGAGUUCAAACGAUCAGUGGAGCGACGACGGUGCCAUCAGUGGAAGACGCUACUCAAACUGUCUAG